Molecule: messenger RNA, 1926 nt
Organism: Helianthus annuus (common sunflower)
Lineage: Eukaryota; Viridiplantae; Streptophyta; Magnoliopsida; Asterales; Asteraceae
Exons: 4
Coding region: 138-1652 (504 amino acids)
Molecular function (GO): acetylglucosaminyltransferase activity
Source: RefSeq, a predicted model, not a curated record
UAGUCCUGUUUCUUUCUAGUAAUCAAACAAAGGCACAGAAACCUAUGCACUUUCAUAUGUACAUGAGUAUAGUGAUCAUUUUCAGUUUGUUUGGUUCAUUUGCGUGAUAUCUUAUAUAUCAUAGAUCUGAACCGAAUAUGAAACUGUUUCAGAAAGAUUCAGAAAAAAUCAUAUGGGAUCAGGUGAGACCGAACCCGACAACACCCGUGUUUUCGAACCGGGCUAGCAAUGGGUACCGUAAGUUAAUGAUGUAUCUUAUGGUGUUUGUUUGUGUAACUUACCUUGUGUACACUCUCAAGCUUCUCAACACUUCUAAUUUGGCUUGCGGCGAACACGAGUUGAUUUUUUCAACUCGUAAUUCGCUAGAGAACCUUACGCUUUCGCCAGAGAUCGUUGAACCGGAGAAAACGGAGCUUAAACAUGUCGUGUUCGGCAUUGCGGCCUCGGCUAAGCUCUGGGAGAGACGGAAGAAUUACAUCAAGUUGUGGUGGAAGAAGGAUGCGGAAAUGAGGGGGAUUGUAUGGUUGGAUAAUCCGGUCGAAACUCAACCCGACGACGGUCUACCACCGGUGAAAAUCUCCGGAAACACCUCGCAUUUCGCUUACAAAAACAAGCAGGGUCACCGAUCAGCGAUUCGGAUAUCGAGGAUUAUAUCGGAGACAUUAAGGUUAGGGAUGGACAAUGUGAGGUGGUUUGUGAUGGGGGAUGAUGACACAGUGUUCAUAACUGAGAAUCUUAUUAGGGUUUUGAACAAGUAUGAUCAUAAUCAGUUUUACUACAUUGGAAGCUUGUCAGAAAGUCAUUUACAAAACAUAUUCUUUAGCUACAGUAUGGCGUAUGGGGGCGGUGGUUUCGCGAUUAGUUAUCCGUUAGCGAAGGCGCUGGAGACGAUGCAAGACCGGUGUAUUCAGCGCUAUCCCGGACUUUACGGGUCCGAUGACCGGAUGCAGGCGUGUAUGGCGGAGCUUGGUGUGCCACUUACUAAAGAAGUUGGCUUCCACCAGUAUGAUGUGUACGGGAACUUAUUCGGGCUGCUUGCUGCGCACCCCGUGACACCACUUGUCUCGUUGCACCACUUGGACGUGGUCGAGCCCAUUUUUCCGAACGUGACACGGGUCAAAGCCUUGCAAAGACUAAUGUUACCUAUGAAACUUGACUCAGCCGGUCUCAUACAACAAUCGAUUUGUUACGACUCCUCAAAGGGUUGGACCGUUUCAGUUUCUUGGGGCUUUGCGAUUCAAAUAUUUAGAGGAAUAUUGUCACCCCGUGAGGUGGAAAUGCCGUCAAGAACUUUUUUGAAUUGGUACCGAAGAGCCGAUUACACGGCUUAUGCUUUCAACACACGGCCCGUUGCCAGAAACCCGUGUCAAAAACCCUUUGUGUUUUACAUGACUAGUGUGCGGCUAAACUCGACAACGAAUAUGACGAUUAGUCAAUACGCGCGCCAUCGUGUGCCUCAUCCCACUUGCAAAUGGCACAUGCAUGAUCCUUCAAAUCUUGAUAAAGUUUUUGUUUAUAAAAGACCGGAUCCACAAUUAUGGGAUAGGUCUCCCAGGAGAAACUGUUGCAGGGUUUUGGAGUCGAAGAGGAAACGUUUGGUUGUGGAUGUUGGAUUAUGUGACGAAGGGGAGAUAAGUGAAGUAGUAAAAUAACAAGCAACGGGUUCUCCUUCAUUCGUCUAUUCCUCUCUUGUAACCUACCUUAUUUUAUGUCCAUUGUUAGCCUUUUGUCUUUGUAUAUUUCACGCAUUUCUCUACUAUCGUACAUGGGUUCUUUGGGUUUUUUUUUCUUUUCGAAAUUCACUAAUACAAAUAGACUAUAUUAGGUCAAUGUAUAAAAUUGUGUUGCUUGCACGCAAUAAACAUGAUUAUUGUGCGCGUAUUAGUCUUGUUAACCUUGCAAACGCGGUCUUUAUGUGUUUGUUAA